AUGAUCGGUGAUGGAAAACUUUGCACUGACUACUUCAUGAAUCAUAUGAUGACUAAUGGGAAAGAAUUUAAUCAGGGAAGAAUUAAUCUGACCGAUCAAAGAGUUAAUGAACAAUAUGUUAGGCCUGAAAAUGGCUAUAAAAGGCAUUCUGCUAACAAAUCUGCACGAAAAGGUUGCAGAGAAACAAUCACAGCUUAUCAAAAUUCAAAUAAUUUUCAGAGGCCAUUUGUUAUGAAACGUUCACAUUCAAUGACUGAUUUAACAAAUGAAUAUCGAAAAAUAGGACAAGCUCGUAUUGAUCAAAGUAACGAAUAUAUAAAUAAUGGUUUUACAAAUUCAAUUCGCACAUCAAACAGGUCACAAAUAACAGUAGGAAAAAUGCCAUGUUCAAGAUAUGUACAUCGUAGUGGAAGUUUGAAAAAUUUUAAAAUGCCAACAACCGAAGGAGUAAGGCGAAUUUUGUCUCGUGAAGAAAUAAAUCUGACAAACAGUCUUCGAACAAAUAAUGCUCAUAUAACUUCGCCAAACAAUAAUUUAAAAUCGUUAGUCUCAUUUGAUCCAAAAAGUAAAAUUUUGCUUCGGAUACAUAAUCAUAUUGAUGAUGAUGCUGAUGUUGGUGAUAGUUGUGAUAGAGAAGAUAGUAAUACUUACCAUCAACGACAGCAGCAACAACGACAAAAGCAACAGAAGCAGCAGCAACAAAGGAUAUCCGGAAAAACAUCAUCUACUAGGGCAGCGGAACAUAUGCAACAUCAAAAUUCAAAAUAUUCAUCAAUGAAUAAUCUCGUAACAAUUUGUCAACCAAAUGAUCUUAAUUUUGGUUUUAUUGCUGCUGAUAACAAUGGAUACUACAAUCUUAACAGUUUCGAUCAAAACUGUAAUCAGAGAUCAUCAAAUUCUCUACGACCAAGAUCUAUUUGUUAUAGUAAAUACGGCGACGAUAUACUGUAUAAUGGAAGAAAAGAGUGCAAUUACGAGAAGUCUUCAGCUAUUGAUCAUCCAAAAUCAUCGAUCAUAUCAGGCGUAUCAACAUUUAACAGCAAUGAUUUUCUUGUUUGA
Molecule: messenger RNA, 1059 nt
Organism: Cercopithifilaria johnstoni
Lineage: Eukaryota; Metazoa; Nematoda; Chromadorea; Rhabditida; Onchocercidae
Source: the annotation of a GenBank genome assembly